AUGAAAUUGGCAAUUUUAUUAAUAUUUAUUUUAUUGACAAAAUUUUUGGAUUCGAAAAAACGAAACAAAACAUCAGAAAAUGUUCGUGAAAAUAUUCCGCCAACAUUAGCCAAAAAUGAAGACAAUACAAUUGAAGAUGUCGAUGAAGAUAAAAUUGAUGAAAUUUUGCGCGAUGCGACGAAAAAUCUUGUUAUUUUCUUCUACGACGGUCGCGUGAAAUGUCCAGGUUGUGGCGAUGCAUUAAAUGAAGUUGAAAAAAUCGACGAUGAUAUUGAAGCGACCGGAUAUAUUCAGGUUGUUAAAACAGACGAUCGUAGUGUAGCUCGUGAGCUUGGCGUUGCCACAUUCCCGUCGCUUAUCUAUUUCAGGAGGAAACAUCCUAUUACUUACGAUGGAGACUUCAAGGAUUCUGAGGUAAUUUUACGAUGGCUUCGAUCACACGAUGAAGUUGUCACCUGGGAUUUGACGGACGAUAAUUUUGAAGAUAAAACGAGCAGCUAUUCACCAGAUGAAGGCUCACUGGAUUGGUUUGUCAUGUUCGAUGCUGAUUGCAAUGCGUUUAUUUCAUCAUGGGAAACUGUGGCUCACAGAUUACGUGGGCUUGUACACGUUGGUAAACUAGAUACGUCCGUGAAUGACGAUGUCGCUGAACGAUUUCGACUUGAUGAUGAUCAGUGCCCGAUCUACCUUCUAUUGCAUCGCGGCAAAAUUUAUCGUUAUAAGGAUGCAGCGAAAGAUAUCAAGAGCUUAACUGCAUUUGCGAUGAGGAAAUUCAAGGAUCAACGGGGCCAUCGAGUUCCUGAACCACCCACUGCACUUGAGCAUUUUUAUGAGCAUAUUAAAGAGCGGAUUUUGGAUAUAAUGGAUGAUAGUCAAACGUUGUCAGUGAUUGGCGUCGGUGGCCUUAUUGUCAUUGUUACAAUUACUUUAGUGUUAAGUAAGAAGCAACAACAACAAAAUAUCGAUAAAGUAAAAGCAAGUUGA
Molecule: messenger RNA, 984 nt
Organism: Dracunculus medinensis (Guinea worm)
Lineage: Eukaryota; Metazoa; Nematoda; Chromadorea; Rhabditida; Dracunculidae
Source: the annotation of a GenBank genome assembly